Synchiropus splendidus (mandarinfish) is the source of this 1332-nucleotide messenger RNA. Its product is annotated as annexin A1-like. Gene Ontology annotation, molecular function: cadherin binding involved in cell-cell adhesion; phospholipase A2 inhibitor activity; calcium-dependent phospholipid binding. Gene Ontology annotation, cellular component: plasma membrane; cytoplasm. The transcript is spliced from 11 exons. Lineage: Eukaryota; Metazoa; Chordata; Actinopteri; Syngnathiformes; Callionymidae. The record is from RefSeq and is a predicted model, not a curated record. Bases 79 to 1119 code for a protein of 346 amino acids. Gene Ontology annotation, biological process: prostate gland development; cellular response to vascular endothelial growth factor stimulus; inflammatory response.
GUGAGCCAAGGCGCGGGUGCAACACGCCAUCAUUUAUACUCUUUGGUCCUCAGUCUACUGCUACCUUGAUCAGCAGAUAUGUCCAUGUUCAAGAAAUUCUUCAACAGUAUCAUUCGUGACAGAGACCCUGAGGAGGACACUGUCACUGUGAAGGGGAAGCCCAAACCCAAGUUCUAUGGGACUGUGGCAGCGUACCCAAACUUUCACGCCAGCAGUGACGCUUCUGUCCUGCAGAGUGCCAUUGAAAGUAAAGGAGUGGAUGAAGACGUGAUCAUUUCAGUCCUGGUAAAGAGAAACAAUGAGCAGAGACAGAAGAUCAAAGCAGUUUAUGAGGCGGCAACUGGUGAGGACCUGACUCAGGCUCUAAAGUCUGCUUUUAGAUUUGAUUUGGAAGAUGUCACCCUGGCUUUGCUGAUGCCACCGGCACACUAUGAUGCCUUCCUGAUCAGAGAGGCCACCAAGCGCUGGGGCACUGAUGAAGAUGUCCUUGUGGAGGUUCUGGCAACACGGUCAAACCAGCAGAUCGAAGAGUUGAAGCAAGUGUAUGAACAAGUGUAUGGUGUGACGCUGGAGGAGGUGAUCCGCGAUGAAACCAGCGGAGACUUCGCCACAGCACUGCUGGCAAUGCUGAAGGCCAACAAGGACGAGUGCCACGACGUGGACUUGGAACAGGCUCGGAAGGAUGCACAUACUCUUUUUGAAGCCGGCGAGGAUUCAGACGGAAUCGACGUCAACGUGUUCAUCGACAUCCUGACCAGGCGCAGUGGACCACAGCUCUCUAAAACUUUCCAGAGCUAUGCCUGCAUCAGCGACGUCACGCUGCCCAAAGCCCUGGACAUGGAGCUGCGGGGGGACAUCGAAGACUGCAUGAUCGAUAUUGUGAAAUGUGCCUGGAACACACCAGCGUUCUUCGCUGAGAAGCUUCACAAGGCUAUGGAGCGCCAUGGCACAUGUGAGGAGACUCUCAUCCGUGUGCUGGUGAGCCGCUCGGAGGUGGACCUGAAGAAGAUCGUGGAGGAAUACCGGGCCAUGUACGACAUCUCCCUGCAGGAGCAAAUUGAGCACGACACAGAGGGACACUAUCAGGCUGUGUUACUUGGACUGUGCGGGCCCCACUGAGGCUUCCUCAUGCGACAACAAGCAGAAACAGAAUUGCAUCAGAUAGCACAAGCAGUGUAUCUUUAUACAUGGAAGCAUGAGCAGAGAAACUGCUGUUCCAGAUGAAAAAUGUUUCUGUUAAAUUAACAAAGUGUUUGAAUAAAUCAAUGGCAUUUGAUUUUGUUUUCACAUCUGUGUAUAAGGUCAAGGGUCAAGUAAAUAAUGGCCAACAAU